Molecule: messenger RNA, 1422 nt
Organism: Medicago truncatula (barrel medic)
Lineage: Eukaryota; Viridiplantae; Streptophyta; Magnoliopsida; Fabales; Fabaceae
Product: amino acid permease 8
Exons: 7
Coding region: 1-1422 (473 amino acids)
Source: RefSeq, a predicted model, not a curated record
AUGGAGAUGAAUGAGGUGCAAAAUGAAAGGAAGAAGGAGGUGGAUAUAGCAGUAGUUGCAAAUGACGGUGCUCUUUUAGAUGAUGAUGGCAAACCCAAACGAACAGGGACAUUAUGGACCGCAGCCGCGCAUAUCAUAACGGCAGUGAUUGGUGCUGGUGUGCUGACAUUGCCAUGGGUGAUGGCUCAAAUGGGAUGGAUCCUUGGUAUAUCAUAUAUAAUAAUCGUAGGUACUGUCACACUCUACACAUCCAAUCUUCUAGCAGAUUGUUACAGAACACCAGACCCUGUCACUGGCAAGAGGAAUACUUACAUGGAAGCUGUUAAAACCAUCUUAGGUGGUAAAAUGCAUUUGAUAUGCGGAAUUGUCCAAUAUGCUUUGCUUAGUGGAGCUGCAAUUGGAUACACAAUUACAACAUCUGUAGGCGUGGUGUCAAUACAAAAAAUUAAUUGCUUCCACAAAAAGGGAAUUGAAGCUCCAUGCCAAUUUUCUAAUAAUCCCUAUAUGAUUGGUUUGGGAAUUAUUGAAAUCUUCUUGUCUCAAAUCCCCAAUUUUCACAAGUUAUCAUGGCUCUCAAUCAUAGCAGCAGCAACAUCUUUUGGUUAUGCAUUUAUUGGUAUUGGACUUUCUCUUGCUACCGUCAUCCAAGGGAAGGGAAAGAGUACCUCUUUAAUUGGAGGAAACAGUGAGCAAAGUUCAGAAGACAAAGUGUGGAAUAUACUCAUUGCAUUGGGAAACACUGCACUUGCUAGCAGCUAUUCUCAAAUUGCUAUAGAUAUUCAGGAUUCAUUAAAGUCAUCACCACCAGAAAAUAAAGUGAUGAAGAUGGCAAACAAAGUAGGAUUAUCAGCAAUGACAAUUAUCUUCCUCUUAUGUGCCUGUUCUGGCUAUGCUGCAUUUGGUUCCAACACUCCAGGAAGCAUCCUUAUGGGGUCUGGCUUUAAAGAGCCUUUUUGGCUUGUUGAUUUAGCCAAUGUCUUCCUUGUUGUGCAUUUGGUUGGAGCAUAUCAGGUCAUUGUCCAACCUAUUUUCGGCGUGGUUGAAUCGUUGGUUGGUCAAAGGUGGCCGAAAUCAAGUUUUAUAAGCCGAGAAUACUCAAUAGGCAUUUGCAACUUGAACUUAUUUAGGCUAAUUUGGAGAACCAUAUUUGUCACAAUAGUGACUAUUCUGGCUAUGGCAAUGCCCUUUUUCAAUGAAAUGCUUGCACUUCUUGGAGCUAUGGGGUAUUGGCCAUUAACAAUAUUUUUUCCAAUUCAAAUGUUUAUAACCAAACAAAAGAUUAGGAGACUAAGUAUCAAAUGGCUUGGACUCCAAACUUUGAACUUUAUUUUUAUGGUAAUAUCAAUAGCUACAGCAACUGCAGCCAUUCAUGGGUUCAGUGAAGCAUUUCAUAAAUACAAGCCAUUUAAGUAUAAAAUGUAG